Lycium ferocissimum is the source of this 4005-nucleotide messenger RNA. Its product is annotated as DNA polymerase I B, chloroplastic/mitochondrial-like. Gene Ontology annotation, molecular function: DNA-directed DNA polymerase activity; 3'-5' exonuclease activity; DNA binding. NCBI's taxonomy places the organism in Eukaryota, Viridiplantae, Streptophyta, Magnoliopsida, Solanales, Solanaceae. The transcript is spliced from 12 exons. Bases 302 to 3622 code for a protein of 1106 amino acids. The record is from RefSeq and is a predicted model, not a curated record. Gene Ontology annotation, biological process: DNA-templated DNA replication; double-strand break repair.
GAAAAGCAAAGGGUUUUAGCUGUUAAUACUCUUUCUGUCUCUCUCUCUCUCAGCAUACACAACAUGGUCUCUCUUCUGUGCUUCACCACCACCACUUCCCGACAAACAACUAAUUAAAACCCUUGUAAAACCCUAAAAAAUUUACAACUUUUUUACAGUCAGUCACUCUUUUUGUUAUUUCUUUGUGUGGUUAAAAAUAAAAAUAGAAAUAUAGUUAUAAAACUUUAUCAACACGGCCGCUCAGUCUUCCUUUUUGAGCUGCACUAGCAAUAAGCUGCUAGUAGUAAGCAGAAGAGUAGCUAUGGCUUUCUUGGGUUUAUCUGUUCAAUCUUCACCUUUUAAACCUACUUCUUCUUAUGUUUGGUUUUCUCCUCAUUCUCGUUCUUUUUGGGCUUCUUCUGGUAAAGCCCUUCACAGGCGGGAAGAUUUGAAAACUCAGAGUAUAGAAAAUGCAUCGUCCAGCUUAGCUGUGCUUGGUGAUUCCAUUAAACAAAUAUCAAGUCAUGAAAGGAAGUUAUUCUCUAGUGGAUUACAACAGAAAAUUGAGGAAGACAGUACUUAUGGAUGGAAUGCUGAAAUUGAGGCUCUUAAAGCUCUUAAAGCAAAAAGCUCCUAUAAUAAUAGUUACAAAAAGAUUUCAGCGGCAAAUUGCAGUGUCAGUGCCUCCAUAAAUCGGAAGGUGAAAGAUGAAAAUUUUGAUGUUCCAACUGAAGUCAAUACAAGGAUGAUGCGUGAACGUAUCACCUCUAGCUAUUCUGCCACAACCUGUAUUUCAGGAGGCAACUUAUCUUCAAAAAGCAAACCACCUUAUAGCCCUAGUAGAGGAGAAAAGAAGGAAGUUGGAAACUGGAGAGAGUAUAAAAAACAUUUGCCACAACUAUCUGUAGGUAUUAACCAUUCAAGAAGCAAUGAAGUUACGCCAGUAAAUAAGGUUGAUGGUACUAAUGUAAAAGGUUCCCAUCUUAAUGGGCAAUUGUCAAACAAAAUUAUGGAAGCAAAGUGGGAGAAAGCUAAUAAACUUAGGGAGGGUAAUGCAUCUGAUCAAGUAAGAGAGAGUGUGAAUGGGACUGCGACCAAGGUAGUUACUGUCAAAGCAAAAGGUGUUAUCCAAGACCGUGCAACUAAUAAAAUGGAAAAGAAUGCAAUUCAAUCCGUGGCAACUGAUGUUGUAAAUGGAACUGAGACUAAGAUUGUCAGUGAUGAACUAAUUACCCUUCGUGACAGGCUAGGUGCAAUGUAUGAUAAAGUUCAUAUAGUUGACAAUUUAUCAGCAGCAAAGGAAGUUGUCAGUAAGCUUACAAAUCAGUACAGGCAUCUCGUCCAUGCGUGUGAUACGGAGGCACCGAAUAUUGAUGUUAAGCAGCAAACACCUGUUGAUCAUGGAGAAGUUAUAUGCUUCAGUAUUUAUUCUGGACCAGAGGCUGAUUUUGGUGAUGGGAAAUCUUGUAUCUGGGUAGAUGUUCUUGAUGGAGGUGGCAAGAACCUAUUAGUCGAAUUUGCUCCAUUUUUCCAAGACCCAUCCAUUAAAAAGGUCUGGCACAACUAUAGCUUUGACAACCAUGUUGUAGAGAACUAUGGGUUUAAAUUAUCUGGCUUUCAUGCUGACACGAUGCACAUGGCACGACUUUGGGAUUCCUCUAGGCGAACUCUGGGCGGUUAUUCAUUAGAGGCACUAACAGGUGAUUCAUCUGUCAUGUGUGAUGCUAGACGGAUCCAUGCUGAAAGGCUGUUCCAUGGUGAAGGUCUGUUUGGUAAAAUAUCUAUGAAAACUAUCUUUGGUCGGAAAAAGCUGAAGAAAGAUGGAACUGAGGGUAAAGUAACCGUCAUUCCUUCUGUUGAAGAGUUGCAAAGGACUGAACGAGAAUUAUGGAUUUGUUAUUCUGCAUUAGACUCCAUAAGCACAUUGAUGCUUUAUGAGAGUCUGAAGAAUAAACUAUCUAAACGGAUCUGGACAUUCGAUGGAGUUCGUAAAGGAUCCAUGUAUGAGUUUUAUGAGAAAUACUGGCGUCCAUUUGGUGAGCUUCUAGUUCAAAUGGAAACAGAGGGUGUGCUGGUUGACCGUGCCUAUCUUGCUGAGAUUGAGAAAGUGGCUAAAGCUCAGCAGCUGGUUGCUGUGAAUAGAUUUCGUAACUGGGCAGCUAAGUAUUGUGCUGAUGCAAAGCACAUGAAUGUUGGAAGUGACACACAGUUGCGCCAGCUGUUUUUUGGUGGCAUCCAGAAUAGAAGGAAUCUUGAUGAGAAUCUACCAUAUGAGAAAGAAUUCAAAGUUCCAAAUGUUGAUAAAGUAAUUGAAGAAGGAAAGAAGGCUCCCACUAAAUUUCGUAAAAUCCAACUACAUAGAAUUUGCGAUCCUAUCGACACCGAGAUUUACACUGCCAGUGGCUGGCCUUCUGUCUCUGGAGAUGCUUUGAAGGCUCUCGCUGGCAAAGUUUCUGCGGACUUUGAUAUUUUUGAUGAUGUGGAUAGCAAUGCUGAGGAAGUUCCUGAAACAAGCGUUGAUGAAGCUUUAGCUACAAAUAAUGAAGCUCCCAGUCAAAGCCCAGAAGUUUCAGUUUAUGGAUCAGCUUACCAAGCCUUUGGAGGUGGGCAGAAAGGAAUUGAGGCCUGCCAUGCCAUUGCAGCCUUAUGUGAAGUUUGCUCCAUAGACUUUUUAAUAUCCAACUUUAUCCUCCCCCUGCAGGGCGAUGAUAUAUCGGGUGAGAAUGGACGGAUUCAUUGUUCCCUGAAUAUUAACACUGAAACUGGGCGCCUGUCUGCAAGGAGACCAAAUUUGCAGAACCAGCCUGCUCUGGAGAAAGAUCGGUAUAAAAUUCGUCAAGCUUUUGUAGCUGCACAAGGGAAUUCCUUGAUUGUGGCUGACUAUGGUCAGUUGGAACUUAGGAUUCUUGCACAUCUUGCCAACUGUAAGAGCAUGUUGGGUGCAUUCAAAGCUGGUGGAGACUUCCAUUCAAGGACUGCUAUGAAUAUGUAUCCUCACAUCCGUGAAGCCGUUGAAAAAGGGGACGUACUUCUUGAGUGGUAUCCUCAACCAGGUGAAGACAAACCACCAGUUCCUCUGCUAAAGGAUGCUUUUGGCUCUGAAAGAAGGAAGGCAAAGAUGCUCAACUUUUCAAUUGCUUACGGAAAAACUUCAAUCGGACUCUCGCGUGAUUGGAAGGUAUCUGUAAAGGAAGCGAAGGAAACAGUUGAACGUUGGUAUAGUGAUAGAAAAGAAGUGUCAGAUUGGCAGGAACAACGCAGAUUUGAAGCACGCGAAUUUGGACGUGUUCACACACUUCUAGGACGGGCCCGCUGGUUCCCAUCAGUAAAAAAUGCAACUGGAUCCGUAAAAGGUCACAUAGAAAGAGCUGCUAUCAAUACUCCAGUCCAGGGGAGUGCUGCAGAUGUUGCUAUGUGCGCCAUGUUAGAGAUAACAAAGAAUGCACGACUAAAGGAGCUUGGAUGGAAAUUGCUCUUACAGGUUCAUGAUGAAGUUAUUUUAGAAGGGCCGGAAGAGAGUGAAAAAGAAGCCAUGGCAAUAGUGGUUGACUGCAUGUCCCAUCCUUUUAAUGGAAAAAAUAUUCUCAGAGUUGGCCUAUCUGUUGAUGCUAAAUGUGCCAAAAACUGGUAUUCUGCUAAGUAGAUGACGGAUUUCAUCAACAAAAUACGUGGACUUCUAUCAACGCGGCUUUGUUCCCUGCAUUUUUUUGUGCCUUGAAAUGUAUAGAGAUUAAUCUAACUCGGUCCAGUGUGUCAGCAAACGGGUGAUUUUCGUGACCAUCGAACUAUAACUGCCUUCCUUCCCUUCCCCCCCUUUUUGUCAUGUAGCCUGCUGCUGUUACUCCAUUUUUCAUCAGGUAUAGAAUAGAAUAGCCUGUAGAAAAUUUGUGUAAAUGUACAUAUCUUCUUUUUCUUUUUUGGUUGAGUAAGUUGUAUGUAGCCUUGAUUUUCAUAUCAAAAUCUUUGUAAAAGUACAUCUUACUGUUUCUGGCUAGGUGUUUAUUUUUUUGGCCUUGAGUUUUUCAA